This is a messenger RNA of Gambusia affinis (western mosquitofish), 4145 nucleotides long. RefSeq names its product copine-8-like. Gene Ontology annotation, biological process: cellular response to calcium ion. The record is from RefSeq and is a predicted model, not a curated record. NCBI's taxonomy places the organism in Eukaryota, Metazoa, Chordata, Actinopteri, Cyprinodontiformes, Poeciliidae. Gene Ontology annotation, molecular function: calcium-dependent phospholipid binding. The coding region runs from base 137 to 1876 and encodes 579 amino acids. Gene Ontology annotation, cellular component: plasma membrane. The transcript has 23 exons.
CUUUAGUUCUGUCAGGUCGCUUGUCUUGUGAGGCAGAGAACGCCCCUCUGCCCCCCCCCCCACUCCCCACUCCUCUCAUGCCGCCGCUACGGCUCCGGAGAAGGGGCGACUUGUGACGGACCGAGCGGGCUUCUCCAUGAACAUGGCGCGCAUCGGGGACGCGGACCCCUUCACCGCCGCGAUACCUGCCACCAAAGUUGAGCUGACUGUCUCCUGCAGGAACCUGCUGGAUAGAGACACGUUCUCCAAGUCUGAUCCAAUUUGUGUUCUGUACACUCAAGGGAUCGCCAACAGAGAAUGGCGAGAGUUUGGCAGGACAGAAGUCAUAGACAACACCCUCAAUCCCGACUUUGUCCGCAAAUUCAUUGUGGACUACUUCUUCGAGGAGAGGCAGAAUCUUCGUUUUGACCUGUACGACUUGGACUGCAAGAGUGACAACCUCUCUAAACACGACUUCUUGGGCCAGGCUUUCUGUACGCUGGGUGAAAUAGUCGGCUCCCUGGGAGGUCGCCUGGAAAAACCACUAACUGGAAUUCCAGGAAAGAAAUGUGGCACCGUCAUCAUUAGAGCGGAGGAGCUGAGCAACUGCAGGGAGUCGGUGAUGCUUCAGUUUUGUGGCAACAAGUUGGAUAAGAAGGACUUCUUUGGCAAAUCGGAUCCUUUCCUUGUGUUUUACCGCAGCAACGAAGACGGGUCCUACACCAUCUGCCACAAAACAGAAGUGGUGAAGAAUACCUUGGACCCGGUGUGGCAGGCUUUUAAAAUUCCCGUCAGGGCGCUGUGCAACGGAGACUAUGACAGGAGCAUUAAGGUGGAAGUUUAUGACUGGGACAGAGACGGAGGACAUGACUUCAUCGGUGAAUUCAGCACCAGCUACAGAGAAAUGUGCAGAAGCCAGUCACAGUUCCAUGUCUAUGAGGUGCUGAAUCCCAAAAAGAAAGGGAAGAAGAAGAAGAAGUACCAAAACUCAGGAACGGUGACCCUCCUGUCCUGCCUGGUGGACACUGAGCUGUCCUUCCUGGACUACAUCAGAGGCGGGACACAGAUUAAUUUCACGGUGGCAAUUGAUUUCACGGCAUCAAACGGCAACCCAUCCCAGCCCACCUCGCUCCAUUACAUGAGCCCGUACCAGCUGAAUGACUACGCCAUGGCCCUGCGCGCCAUCGGGGAGAUCAUCCAGGACUACGACAGCGACAAGUUGUUUCCUGCGCUGGGAUUCGGUGCCAAGCUCCCACCAGACGGGCGUGUCUCCCACGAGUUUCCCCUGAACGGUAACCCUCAGAACCCGUACUGCAGCGGUAUUGACGGCGUGAUGGAGGCCUACUAUCAGAGCCUGAAGAGUGUGCGCCUGUACGGACCCACCCACUUCUCCCCUGUUAUCAACCAUGUGGCCAGGUAUGCAUCGGCGGUGACGGACGGAUCGCAGUACUUCAUCCUUCUCAUCAUUUCGGAUGGCGUGAUCACUGACAUGGCGCAGACCAGGGAGUCCAUUGUAAAUGCCGCCUCUCUGCCAAUGUCGAUUAUAAUAGUUGGAGUUGGACCGGCAGAAUUUGAUGAAAUGAUUGAGCUGGACGGGGACGAAGAGAGGAUCUCGUCCCAGGGACGAUAUGCAGAAAGGGACAUCGUUCAGUUUGUUCCUUUCAGAGACUACAUCGACCGGCGAGGAAACCACAUCCUGAGCAUGGCUCGUCUGGCUAAAGAAGUGCUCGCCGAAAUCCCCGACCAGUUUCUCUCCUACAUGAGGACCCGGGGGAUCAAACCAGGCCCCCAGCCGCCACCUUACACCCCGUGUCCGCCCCCGGCCAUCCACCCGCUCCACACCAGACGGCUUGUAAUCAGAGGUUUCAACACACUGAAUAAGUGCAGAAAGGACUGAUAACCAGCCGAUGAAACUCAAACUCCUUAUCCAGUGAGACCUCACGCAGCGCUCCGUGAAAAGGUUUUUGCUUUUAUUUCAAAUUUAAACCUUUAAAUGAUCAAAUAGAUGUUUAAACAUCAGGCAAAGAUAACCCGAGUAAUUAGAAAAUUAUGUUAUUUUCGAAUGAUUCAAUCCUUCAUAAAGGGAAAAAACAUUAUGCUGGCCCAAUGUGAAAAAAUAAUUGCGCCCUAAAACUAAUAAUUGGUUGCUGCAACACCUGCCUUCAAGCGUCUGUAACAACUGGGUGUAUGUCUGCCUCAUUGCUGUGAAGGAAAUUUACACAUAAAACUCUCCUCUUAAAGUAACAAACGGAUGGUCAGGCAACCUCCUUUAGGAUUCCUUGCUAAAGAACAGAGUUCAUAGUUCCAUCAUCGAAGGCCCAGAAGCAGCAAAGUAGGACAAAAUCAUCACACUGCCAUGAUGAGCUUCUGUUUCUGAAAUGCUGUCAGUUUUAAGCUGGCCUCCUUUGUGAGAGUAGGUUUUAAAUAUGUUGUUUUUAAAGUGUGUUUACUCUGGUUAUUUUUGCCUAACGUUAAAAUUUGUCUUACAGGCUGCAACGUUUAGCCCUCACAGGAGUGUUCUACCUAAAACCAACGUGCCAGUGUCAAACUUUCAAAAGGAGCAAAACAAGCUAAAGUGACUCAAAUCAGCGAGCCACAAGAAGUCGGCCGCAACAUUUUCCACAAGAGAUCAGUCUUCGUAAUCAAAGCCAAGUGGUUCAGGUAACUGCACUGUCACUUUUAGACAGGUUUGGCCGUGUCGCUGCGCCCCUUCACAGCUCCACCACCAUUUUAAGUCUUUGCAAAGCACAAACGUUUUCCUCCCAAUCAGUCAUCAAACUCUGCACACAGAGGGUCAUCUUUCUGUAUGUAAAUGUGUGAACUAAAGUUUUUCUGCAUAUUUGUGUACCGCAUACUGUACAGUAGAUUUUAACCUGCGUCUUUAGCGCCCUAUUCAGUCAAGGAAUCUAUAUAACGAAUGUUUACAACAACUUUUUAAACUCACGCCUCAAAGUCACAGUAUACUUCUUGGCUGAUGAUGUUUUCAUUAGAACAUCUGGUUAUUAACUGCUUCUAAAACAUUUUCUGAGAUGUUUAUACACUUGUACAGAGUUCUGCCUUUUUUUUGUGCGUAUUGGUCAAAACUACUGUUUGUGAGAUGCUGCUUCUUUACUGCUCAUAUAACGGAAUUCCAUUUUAUACGGAGGCCUGUAAUCAUAUUUAAAUUAUGACUAACAGGCCUUAUCAAUGUUUCUGCAGACGUUAUUCAUAUUUAAAUCAUGAACGACAGGCCUGUAUUUUUAUAAACAAACAGUUAGAGAACGAUGUAUGUUUUAUGUGUUAGAAAAUCAACUUUAUGAUAAAAAAACACCCUGUAGCAAUGUUAUUUCUGCCAAAUUUAACAUGCUGUUAAGUGUAGCGUCUCAAUCCAUGAAAGAAAAAAAAGAAACAACGGCUUGUUCAGUUUUGGGUUCCUCCCGGUGUGGUCAUGGGGGUUGAGCGUCGUGGUGUUUUGUCCUGGCUGGGACCUAUUGUACAAAAGCGUGAAUGUGGAAUUGCACAAUGUAGCACUGUAGUCUCGGUCCGUGACUGGAGACGAAGCCGGAACAGGCAGGAAGUCUUUUUACAUGUAAAUAUUGUGGAAGCUGGACUCGCAUCAGACUGCCGCUACUCUGUGACGCCCGCUCCGGUUCAAAACAAAAAGGCAAUGCCUUUCAUUUAUUUAUCUUGGCAACAUGCCGUCUUCAUCUCACACCCACUCAAAACAUCCAGGACGUGUAUUUACAUAUGAAACAUGCAUGACACUUACAUAACAUCACGUCUGAGUGAUGGCGGAGAGUUUUGUGAGGGGAAAACUGUUUUUGUUUUGUUUUUUUGGGGGGGGAGGUUUAUUUCAAAUGCUUCAUGCUUUUACAAUAAUCUGGUCUAUGUUCUGUUAUCGCAAUCUUAAGGACAGCUUGUAACAGGUGAAGGUUUAUGGUUUUAAUGCGCGUCAAACAAUCCUGACACGGACCACAUUGUUUUCUUACUGGUUUGAUUUAAAUAAAAUGUCCAAAGAAUAUCUUGAUUUUAACAAAUUUCUGGAAAUUUUUAAAGGAGCCUUUAACAAUACGACCUGCAUUACUUAACUUAGAAAUUCCACUUGAUUCUCAUUUCCCUUAAGUGGUCCACCUGGGGUUUCUCCCAUUGAGUUUGAUUUGUAGGGAGGAAUCCUCCAAAGGUUAGGA